AGAGCUGUUUUGCUAUAAGAUCAGCAGUCUAGAGGAAACUGAAAAUGAUUGCAAAGUGCAAAUACGAUGUGGUCAUCGUCAUCCUUCCCACCAUCUUCCCCCUUAACUAUCUGCAAACCAAGGUCAAAUUCUUUCCUCUCACUAGCCCUACCAACCAAAACCCCAAAUUCUCAUGUAGACGUCGGCGACGGCAGUUCUUCUGAGGCGACACCUUCUAUACCACCGUUCCAUGUCAAAUCCAUCACAAGCACAUCAAAUCCAUUUGUGAAGCAUUGCGUAAAGCUUCGCAACAGCUCAUCUUAUCGCCAUUCUCAUGGUUCUGUUCUUCUUGUUGGAACUACUCCACUCAGGGAAAUCUACAACUUUCAAGAAUCAAUGCAAGAAAAGCCAACAACAAUAGAUUGUUUACUUUUACAUGAAAAAGCUUCGGUUCCAGAAGAGUUUGUUGAAAGUGGUGUUCAUGUUGUUCGUGUUAAUUCAAUGGUGAUGAAGAAACUUUCUGGACUUCAAUCCACGGAAUCCAUUGAUGUGGUUUCUUUAGUGAAAAUUCCGUCAACUUUUCACUCUUUAGAAAACAACGACCAUCAAGAUUUUUCAAAAUGGUUCCCAUCUGCAUACCGAAUUCUUGUUCUUGAUGGAAUCCAGGAUCCUGGUAAUCUUGGCACGUUAUUAAGAUCGGCGGUGGCAUUCGGAUGGGAUGGAGCAUUUCUACUCCCCGGAUGUUGUGAUCCAUUCAAUGAGAAAGCACUUAGAGCAAGCCGAGGCAGUCCGGGCAGCAAAAAUGAAUCAAAACCAGUGUCUUGUCUCUCUCAUGAACUUGCCCGAAUUUUAACAAAUACAAAAGUUUGUCUAGUUUUGGGUAGUGAAGGGAGUGGGCUCUCCAAAGAAUCCCAUGAGGCAUGUGAACUAAUAAACAUUAGAAUGGCAGGGGAAUUUGAGUCCUUAAAUGUUUCUGUUGCUGGAGGCAUUUUUUUGUUCAUGUUACAACCUCAAAACAAGAAGUUUGAUUAA
Lactuca virosa is the source of this 1011-nucleotide messenger RNA. The record is from the annotation of a GenBank genome assembly. Lineage: Eukaryota; Viridiplantae; Streptophyta; Magnoliopsida; Asterales; Asteraceae.